This is a messenger RNA of Electrophorus electricus (electric eel), 2085 nucleotides long. It is a transcript of the gene pheta2, whose product is annotated as PH domain containing endocytic trafficking adaptor 2. Lineage: Eukaryota; Metazoa; Chordata; Actinopteri; Gymnotiformes; Gymnotidae. Gene Ontology annotation, biological process: retrograde transport, endosome to Golgi; receptor recycling; endosome organization. Gene Ontology annotation, cellular component: early endosome; trans-Golgi network; recycling endosome. The record is from RefSeq and is a predicted model, not a curated record.
CUGGUCGGCAAGGUUAGACACUGUGUCGGCUUUAGUUACCAGGAAGUCGCUCGUGUUAUUUAUAUUUCAACACAGGUUUUGCGAGAACGGAGUGAGGGCGGACGCCGGUAAUACGAAACCCGAAAAUAUCAUCUCAUUCAGCAGCGCAGGAGGUUAGUGACCUCAGCGAGCCCUGUUUUACACGCCACUGAUGACCGGAAACGUUUCAUGCUUCCAAUCAUGGAUUCUGAUGGAUUCUGAUGGAUUAAGAAUGGAUCACAGGACAUAGGGCUUGGACACAAUUCCAGAGGGCGUUGUUAUGAAGAUCCAUGAGAAAAUCUUAACCCACUACCUUUCUUGUACUUCACCUGUGGAUAAAGAGGGAUAUCUUUAUAAAAAGAGAGAGCGCAACACGUCCUACCUGCGCCGCUGGUUCGUGUUGAAGGGGAACCUACUGUUCUACCAGGAGCGACCCGCCGACCGCAGCCUGCUGGGUGUAAUCGUCCUGGAGGGCUGUGAUGUCCAGCCUGACGAAGCGGAUGGCCAGCUCGCCUUCUCGCUAGUGUUCAAGGGACCAGGCCUGCGCAAGUACCACCUGGCGGCGGAGGACCACCUGAGUAAGGAUAGCUGGGUCUGCACACUGCUGUCCGCAAGUCACAGACACCUGGCGCUGCUCGUCAAAGACCUGGCCAGACUUUACGAAGAAACUAAACAGGAGAAAACUAACAGUAAGCAGUCCAACAUUGCGGGUGAUUCACAUGUGAAAGCCCCCACCAUCGCCAUGGCUUCCUUCAGUGCAGGACCCCCCUUCUUUAUACAGAGACCCAUCCCGUUACCCAGAGAAAAGAGGAGCUACAGCGCAAGCUCCGCCCUCCAAGCUCCGCCCAUGCCAGCUAAAACCUCUAACAAGAGAUCGCCCAAACUCUGGCCAAAGAGGAACGCCCAUGUUACGCCUCUAAAUGGCCCCGCCCGGCCUUGUGGGGAGUGGCCGUUAGUUAACUUCGAUCCAUUGGAGGAAUUCAGCAAGUUGCAUGAGUCUUAUGGAAAUGAGAUUAAGCAACUGAGGGCUGAUUGGCUGAGAAGAAAACUGAAGGAGGAGGUACAUGUUGAAGAGGACCUUAUUGAUCUAGGUUAAAAUAUUAGCUCGAAUGGCUUUUGGCCACUGACUUUUGUUACCUUCUUUUAUUUUACUUUAUUUGUAUCAUUUUUAUAAUUGACUGACUGGUACAUGUUCCCUUUCUCUUGCACAAAACGUUGUGUGUGCGACGACAGGAACCCCAGACGUGUAGAUGAAGGCCUCAUGGGAAUAGCAGAAGCAGUUGAGUUUCUGACACUGUUCUGCAACUGGUAGAGGACAGUCUCAGAGAGGUGGUUCACAUGCAGCCUUUUCUGGUGUAUUUUCUCUUCCUCUUCUGCAAGCCUCCAGACAUUUCACUUCUUUAUUUGUGUUAUCAGAAUCGCACGGCACUGAUAUUAGCAACGAAACUUUUCAACCUAUAAGAAGUAUCCUCCCAUCCUCCCAUCCCCCAUCAACGCCUGAGUGAGGGUUUGUUGACUAGCAAUCAUGAAUAUGUAAACAUAUGAAACCUUCUGUUUGUAUGAUUCUUAAUUGCUUUUGAAGUUUGUGUUGAACGUGAGAGGGUCAAUAAACAGACAUAUAAAGAAAGUUUGUAUACUAAGUGGCUAGACCCGGAUUUGCUAUUAUUGCUUGGACAGAGGAACUAUUUGUCUCUCUGGUAGGAAGUAAUAAGAGUGGUCAGCUCACAAUGUCUUAUUAACAACACAGAAGAACAACAGAAUUGCCUCUGUAUGUGGGGUGUACUCCACCGUACUCCAGCGUACUCCAGCAUACUCCGGUAUACUUCAGUAUACUCCAGCAUACUGUGUAGUCCAUUGGCAGCUAAAAUACCUCACAGGAGUUCAUGAACCGACCAGAAACUGUACUCCUACAACCUAAUGGAAAUCACCAUUACUAUGUAAUUAGAUUUCUCUUUUUUGUCAGACUAUUGUGUAUUGUAGAAAAUGGAUGUUUAUUUUUAUUUGAAAGGUGAAGUUUUAGAAUUGUACAGGUUACUGUAUCUUACUCAUGUUUGUCUGCUAUUGCAA